Molecule: messenger RNA, 1641 nt
Organism: Neodiprion fabricii
Lineage: Eukaryota; Metazoa; Arthropoda; Insecta; Hymenoptera; Diprionidae
Product: jerky protein homolog-like
Exons: 1
Coding region: 1-1641 (546 amino acids)
Cellular component (GO): nucleus
Molecular function (GO): DNA binding
Source: RefSeq, a predicted model, not a curated record
AUGAGUUCUACGUCUAGUCCUUUAACUUCUAAGCGUAAACGACACGUUCUUACCUUGGAACAAAAACGAGAGAUUCUUUCUAAGCUAGAUAAAGGAGAGACCGGUGCAUCUCUAGCUCUCGCGUACAAUGUGGGAAAUGCAACAAUCACGGACAUUAAAAAGAAUAAGGAUAAAAUUUUGUCAUUUGUGUCAACGUCGGACGGUGAACAUGGGGCCCAGAAACGAAAAGCUUUAAAAUCCGCGCAGAAUCCAGUUCUCGACAAGGCUUUAUCCGAGUGGUUCACGCAGAGGCGAAGUUUAGGACAACCAAUUUCCGGUCCAAUCUUGUGUGAGAAAGCUCUUGACUUGAACAAUAGAAUCGGCGGAUCGUCUGAUUUUAAAGCCAGCUCUGGAUUUCUGAAAAACUUCAAGACUCGCCAUGGAAUACGAGAACUUCAGGUUCAAGGGGAAACGUUAUCGGCAGAUUCGGAGGCUGCUGAGAAGUUUAAACAGAACUUCGCUACCAUCGUAGAAGAGGAAGGAUAUUCUAGAGAUGAUGUGUACAAUGCAGAUGAGACUGGGUUAAAUUGGAAGUCUUUGCCCACCAAAUCUCUCGCAUCUAGGCGUGAAACUGCAGCACCCGGAUUCAAGGUGUCCAAAGAACGAAUAACGGCUAUGACAUGUGCUAAUGCAGCCGGCACUCAUAGAUUACCGUUAUUACUUAUCGGAAAGGCGAAGAAACCGCGGUGCUUCAAAAAUGUGACUGGCUUGCCUGUGAUCUACAAAGCCCAGAAUAGUGCUUGGAUGGACUCAAGAUUGUUUUGCGAUUGGUACACAAACGAUUUUAUGAAGAACGUUAAAGAAUGGCGCAAGGCUCAACAUAAAACUGGUAGAGUGUUGCUGCUCCUAGAUAACGCGCCUUCUCAUCCAUCCGCUGAGGUAUUGAACAGUCUCGAUCCAGACUUCGAAGUCAGAUUCCUUCCACCGAACGUAACAUCUCUUAUCCAGCCUAUGGAUCAGGGUGUGAUAGAGAAAAUGAAGAGAUUGUAUAGAAAAGAAGUUCUUAGGAGACUGUUUAUGGCAGAAGAAGACACCGAAGACAGUAUUGUUCAAUUCGCGAAAACCAUAAAUUUGAAACAUUGUAGCUACAUGAUAGCUGAUGCGUGGGCAUCGCUAACAGAAAGAAAUCGGAAGAACGCUUGGAACAAACUGUGGCCACCCUCAGAAGAAACGCAGGCCGAGAUUCAAGAAGAUAUUUCUAAUUGCGAGCAAGGUGGCAUAAAUGAAUUCGUUGAAAUCUUCCACGCCAUCCCUGGAUUCACGGAAUGUGACAACGAUGACGCCGAAAAUUGGCUGAAAGAUGACGCGAACGAUCCCGGCUAUCAAAUUUUAAUCGACGAUCAAAUCGUAUCUUCAGUUCUCCACGACGAAGAUAGUGAUUCUGAUGACAAACACAGCGACGAAAGUGUGGAAGCGUCAAAGCAGCCCUCUCACGGUAGGGCCUUCGGGGCUCUGGAAACGGCGAUGGAGUGGUACGAAAAACAACCUGAAUGUUGUCAAACGCAACUUCUUCUCCUGAAACGAUUGCGGGAUUUGGCUGCAAAGAAGCGAGCUUCCGUUGUAAAACAGAGGAAAAUCAUGAACUUUUUUCCAAAGAAGUAA